CUUCAGCACUCACUUUCUUAUCUGGACCUCCAACUUUUUUGACCUAAGUCUCGACCAUAAGUUUCAAAUAUCUUUUAUCUUUAUACCUCUCUAUAUUCAUAUAAAUGCCUAAACGUGUCACAGUGAUUAGUAAAUAUAAACGAGACUUGAGAAUCAUUAGAUGUUGUCUUCUAUAGUUUCUUCAAUGCUGUUUCUUCUCCUUCUCGUGUUUUCCUUUCAUAUGGAUGAAGCUUUUGGUGCUCAAACUGAAAUCCGCAAACUUAAAGAGACAGUCAAUAUGAGGAGGAAUUUGGAAGGCGAUGACCACAGAAGCUCCAAAAUGCACAUUAGACCGAGCAUAACGAAACGUUGCUCGGGACCCAAAACUUUUAAAAACAUGGCGACCACUUUGCGUCCUGAUCAUGGUGAGUUCCGUCCUCUUCCAGGAGGAUACUCGUCCUCCCUUUGUUCAGCCUGCAACUCGUACUCUUCCUAUUGUUAUACUAUUAGCUGCACCACCACUGAACGUUGUCAAUCGUUCAACGGCUCACCCAUGACAUGCACUCGGUCCGAGGAAUGUCACCGCAUAUAUGGCCAUUAAUCCGAUCCGUAAAACUUUAAAUGCAUCUAUAUAUAUCGUGAUGCUUUUUCUAUGGUUCUUUGUUUCGUAUGCUUGUGUGUUGCCACUUCUAUACAUUUUAGGUUUAUCGGAUGCAAAAUUCAAUACAUGUGUAUGAUAUAUACUAUCUGUUGAACUUUUUCUAUUUUGCCUCUUUGUUAGUUGGAGUUGUAAUAUAUACAUAUAUACAUAUAUAUAUAUAAUGUUAUAAGAAAUUUAUAUC
Messenger RNA from Eutrema salsugineum, 821 nucleotides. RefSeq lists its product as uncharacterized. The record is from RefSeq and is a predicted model, not a curated record. The transcript is spliced from 2 exons. The coding region runs from base 161 to 580 and encodes 139 amino acids. Lineage: Eukaryota; Viridiplantae; Streptophyta; Magnoliopsida; Brassicales; Brassicaceae.